Messenger RNA from Ciona intestinalis (vase tunicate), 3660 nucleotides. RefSeq names its product RNA polymerase-associated protein CTR9 homolog. Gene Ontology annotation, biological process: regulation of DNA-templated transcription; transcription elongation by RNA polymerase II; RNA processing. Lineage: Eukaryota; Metazoa; Chordata; Ascidiacea; Phlebobranchia; Cionidae. The record is from RefSeq and is a predicted model, not a curated record. Gene Ontology annotation, cellular component: Cdc73/Paf1 complex. Gene Ontology annotation, molecular function: RNA polymerase II complex binding.
AACUUAAUUUACUUUUUUUUCAUCAGAAUUUAAAUAAAGGCUGCUAUACUGGGCAUGGGAGAAAUUCGUGAUUGGUGGAGUAAUUUACCUGGAAGAAAACGUUUAUAUUACGGCUUCACUUCUUCAGCUGUUGUUUUGAUCAUUGCACUUGAAAUUUAUAAACAAAAAAGGUUUUUGUACGACCCAGAAAAAAAGAAGAAAGUUAAGAUUUCCAAGUGGGACUGAAUCUUUGCUGAUUUAUCCUCCCAAUAAUAACAAUAUGGCCACGUCAGUUGAAAUUCCUCUUCGUGAUACUGAUGAAGUAAUUGAGUUGGACUUAUCACAACUGCCAGAUGGUGAAGAAGUUCUGGGAAUUUUAAAGCAAGAGAAUACAACAUUGAAUAUAUGGCUCACAUUGGCAUUAGAAUAUUACAAACAAGAUAAAGUUCAAGAUUUUGUUCAAAUAUUAGAAACGGCUCGAACUGGUGCAAAUCUGGAUUAUCCAAAUCAUGAAAAAGAUCAGAUGACAUGUUUGGACACCCUGGCAGCAUAUUACGUGCAACAGGCACGAAAGGAAAAGAACAAAGACCGCAGAACUGUAUUCAUGCAAGCCACCCAGUUGUAUACAAUGGCUGAUAAAAUUAUCAUGUACGAUCAGAACCAUUUGCUCGGUCGUGCGUGUUUCUGUUUGCUCGAGGGAGACAAAAUGGAUCAGGCUGAUGCUCAGUUUAACUUUGUAAUGAACCAAUCUCCUGAUAACAUUCCAUCUCUUCUUGGAAAAGCUUGUAUUUCGUUCAACAAGAAAGAUUACAAAGGAGCGCUUGCUUAUUAUAAGAAGGCAUUAAGGACAAAUCCAAACUGUCCAGCUGAUGUGAGACUUGGCAUGGCACAUUGCUUUUACAAGUUAAACAAGUUGGAUCGUGCAAGACAAGCAUUUGAACGAACACUUGAACUUGAUCCAACAUCUGUGGGUGCCUUGGUUGGAAUAGCUCUGCUUGAUCUUAACAACAAGGAUGUUGAAUCAAUAAGAAAUGGAAUCAAGCUUUUAUCAAAAGGUUACCAGAUAGAUCCCAGUUGUCCGAUGGUGUUAAACCAUCUUGCCAACCAUUUCUUUUUUAAGAAGGAUUAUGAGAAAGUUCAGCAUCUUGCUCUUCAUUCGUUCCAUAACACAGAGAAUGAGGCGGUUCAAGCUGAGAGUUGCUAUCAACUUGCUCGAAGCUUCCAUAUACAGGGUGAUUUCGACCAAGCAUUCCAAUAUUACUACCAAGCCACACAGUUUGCAUCACCAACGUUUGUCCUUCCAUACUAUGGUCUGGGACAAAUGUACAUUUAUAAGGGUGAUGAACAAGACAGGGAAAGGGCAGCUGAGUGUUUUGAAAAAGUAUUAAAAGCUUAUCCAAACAAUUAUGAAACUAUGAAGAUACUUGGCUCAAUCUACACCCAAUCUGAUCAUCCUGACAAACAAGAUCUUGCUAAAAAGCAUCUCAGAAAAGUAACGGAACAAUAUCCUGAUGAUGUUGAAGCAUGGAUCGAACUUGCUCAACUUCUUGAAAGACAGCAAUCUACCACAACCACAGGCACCACAGAUGGUGUACAAGGUGCAUUAGGUGCGUAUGGUACUGCUACAUCACUAGUGCGUGAUCGGGUCAAAGCUGAUGUACCACCUGAGAUAUUAAACAAUAUUGCUGCUCUGCAUUUUCGACUUGGGAAUUUAAAUGAAGCAAAGAAAUAUUACGAGGUUGCGUUAAAACGUUGUGGUGAAGAAUCCACCCACGAUGAGGUUUAUUAUAAAUCAAUCCUUGUUACCAUGCAAUAUAACCUGGGUCGCUUAUGUGAGGAGAUGUAUCAAUUCGAAGAUGCUGUCGAUCAUUAUAAGAAUAUACUACGUGACCACUCUAAUUAUAUUGACUGUUACUUGAGACUUGGGUGUAUGGCUAGAGACAGAGGACAAAUUUAUGAAGCUUCUGAAUGGUUUAAAGAAGCUCUGCAAAUCAAUUCAGAACACCCCGAUGCUUGGUCCUUGAUUGGAAAUCUCCAUCUUGCUAAGCAAGAGUGGGGACCUGGGCAAAAGAAAUUUGAACGGAUAUUAAAACAUGAACAAACACAAAACGAUGCUUAUUCUAUGCUGGCUCUUGGUAAUGUAUGGCUGCAAACAUUACAUAACCCAACCAGAGAUAAAGAAAAGGAAAAACGACAUCAAGACAGAGCGCUUGCUAUGUACAAACAAGUGUUAAGAAAUGACCCAAAGAAUAUUUUUGCGGCUAAUGGAAUUGGGGCAGUUCUUGCACAUAAAGGAUAUAUCCGUGAAGCUCGAGAUAUAUUUGCACAGGUUCGUGAAGCCACAGCAGACGUACCAGAUGUGUGGCUGAAUCUUGCACACGUUUAUAUAGAACAACGCCAGUUUAUAAGUGCAGUGCAGAUGUAUGAGAACUGUGCACGAAAAUUUAAAAGAAGACAAGAUCCUGAACUUCUUCUUUACCUUGCAAGAGCUUAUUUCAAAUGUGGAAAGUAUCAGGAGUGUAAAAAGACGCUGCUACGAGCACGCCAUGUUGCCCCCCAUGAUACAUCAGUGUUAUACAACACAUCAAUUGUCCUACAACAACUUGCCACCUCUGCUUUACAAAAUGAGAAAAGUGAUUUAAAAACGGUCCUUGGUGCAGUGACCGAAUUAGAACUCUCACAAGGAUACUUCACCUACUUAAGCAAAAAUGGAGAUCGUAUGAAGUUUGAUCUUAACCAAGCUGCUAAGGAAUCGGGGAAAUGUCGAGAUUUGCUCUCACAAGCUCAGUAUCAUGUGUCUCGUGCUCGGAGGCAAGAUGAGGAUGAGAGGAAAAUGAAGGAGGACCAGGAGCGAGAGAAAUCUGCUCUUCGUGAAAAACAACUUGAAGAAGAGCGAAGUAGAAUCCGAGCUCAGGAAGAAAAGAUGCGAGCACUGAUGGAGCAAAGAGCUCAAAUUCAAGAUAAAAACAAAGCAUCGAUGGCAAAGAAGAUGGUGGAAGAUGAAGCUCCGAAGAAGAAGUCCGGAGGAAAGAGAAAACAAAAAGUUCAAGAUGAUUUUGUGAACGAUGGAUCGAGUAGUGAUGCCAUUGUUACAAAGAAGAAGAAGGGAGAUCCUCAAGGGAAAAAGAAGAGGAAGCUUAAAACAAAGAAGGAACGUGGUGGAGAUAGACAAGGAUCAAAUGAUGAAAGUUCAGAUGAAGAGAAAAAUCCAUCAAAGAGAAGUAAAAAGUUUUCAUCGAAGAAGCAGGAGCAGUUGUCGGCCAAACAGAAGGGGAAGAUCAAGUCCCGAGCUUACAUAUCUAACUCUGAUUCUUCAUUGUCAUCAGACGACAACCAACCAUCACAAGAAGGGGAGACCAAUCCUGCACCUGCUGCAGAGUUGGCAUCAUCUUCAGAUGAGAAUCCAGAUCAACAACAGCAAGACUCUGAUGCAGGAAACGUUUCAUCAUCAUCUAAUGAAAAUGAUCUGGCACACAACUCUGAUCAAGAAGGUAAAGAAGAGGUGGAUGGUGGUAGUGGAGCAGGAUCUGAUGAUGAAGAAGUUGUUGCAUCAGAUGAUCCACAAGAAGAUGCAGAGGAGCAAGCAUCUAGCAGUGAUGCGCAAUCAGAUUAAAAUGAAUUUGUGUUGAAUACUGAAUAAAAUUUUGAAUUGUUUUGGAAUAAAAUACUGCUAUGUAAUGU